AUGGCCUCAGUAGAUGCUCUUCUAGACACAGAAGCUGAUGAUGCAACUGGAAAUGUGUUUGUUGUAAGCCUGGCAGUUGCAGACUUGGUUGUAGCAAUCUACCCGUAUCCACUGGUCCUCACAUCUGUAUUUCACAACGGAUGGAAUCUGGGAUACCUUCACUGCCAGAUUAGUGGCUUCUUGAUGGGCCUAAGUGUCAUUGGAUCAAUCUUCAAUAUUACAGGCAUCGCUAUCAAUCGGUACUGCUAUAUCUGCCACAGUCUCAAAUAUGACAAGCUGUACAGCGACAAGAAUUCAUUGUGCUAUGUUGUUCUUAUCUGGGUCCUAACAUUUGUUGCUAUCGUGCCCAACCUGUUUGUGGGAUCGCUACAAUAUGACCCCAGGAUUUACUCAUGUACUUUUGCGCAGUCGGUGAGCUCAGCAUACACAAUAGCAGUUGUGUUUUUCCAUUUCCUGCUUCCCAUGGCCAUAGUUACUUUCUGUUACUUGAGAAUAUGGAUCCUUGUUAUUCAGGUAAGGCGAAGGGUUAAACCAGAUAACAACCCCAGGCUGAAACCACAUGACUUCAGAAACUUUGUAACCAUGUUUGUGGUAUUUGUACUGUUCGCAGUCUGCUGGGCUCCUUUGAACUUCAUAGGCCUUGCUGUGGCUGUCAACCCAAAAACUAUAAUCCCUAGGAUUCCAGAGUGGUUGUUUGUAUCUAGUUAUUACAUGGCAUAUUUCAACAGCUGCCUUAAUGCUAUCAUAUAUGGACUCCUGAACCAGAACUUCAGAAGGGAAUACAAGAGAAUUAUUGUCACUUUUUGUACAGCAAAAGUUUUUUUCCAGGACAGUUCUAACGAUGCGGGAGACAGGAUGAAAAGUAAACCUUCUCCAUUGAUUACAAACAACAACCAAGUGAAGGUGGACUCUGUCUGAAA
Messenger RNA from Opisthocomus hoazin, 920 nucleotides. The record is from RefSeq and is a predicted model, not a curated record. NCBI's taxonomy places the organism in Eukaryota, Metazoa, Chordata, Aves, Opisthocomiformes, Opisthocomidae.